CAGAGUUCGUAUGCCGGAAGCGUCUUAGUACACAGCUUAUGACGUGUGUGAGCAGAAUAACCAGAUAUUGGCUGAGAUUACCUCCCUUUCUGAAAUGUAUAUCUUAGAGGAAUUACUCAGUGACAUGAACAGGCUUUUCAACGAUCCAGUCAUCAAUGUGUCUGUUGGUUUUUGGAUUGGAGGAUUCGUGCGAGCUUCAGACAAAAAGAUAUUGACCCCAGAUUGUAAAUCCUUGAAUUUGUUAUCAGCCAUUGAUAUAUCUAAAACAGAAUUUACGAAGGAGAUAGUUUGUUUAUACUAUGAUAGAACAGCAAUGAAAAUCCACACAGACAACUGUCAAAAGACCAUACCAUUCAUUUGCGAGAGUAUAGAUAAAGGACCCGCGUCCUGUUUGGAGACGUCGGAAAGAACAAGUCUGAAAGAAAGGAUUCCUCAAAUGUUGUGCCCAAGCGUUACGUACCCCUCCCUUAGGAGAACUCAGUGUGAAACAGCGUGCAUAAAAACUCAGCGAUGCUACACGGUAGUAAUCGAUUUAAACGACGACUGUCGGAUCUACAGAUACGAGGACAAUGAUAAUUGUGACAUGGGUAGAAAUCCUCCAACCUAUCUGCAACACAUAA
Messenger RNA from Saccostrea cuccullata (small rock oyster), 620 nucleotides. RefSeq lists its product as uncharacterized. The transcript is spliced from 3 exons. The annotation marks the transcript as partial. The record is from RefSeq and is a predicted model, not a curated record. NCBI's taxonomy places the organism in Eukaryota, Metazoa, Mollusca, Bivalvia, Ostreida, Ostreidae.